CUUAACUUUUAUUACAAAAGUAUACGUAGCUUUCUGUUUUAUCGGUAGGUCUUUUGUAUCUUGUUUAACAGUAUUCAUAUCAAUAUCUGGACUUCGUUAAUGUAAUUUUCAAAGUAGUGUUAUUUCCAAAAUGGCGUGUACAACUGUGCCAGAAAGUAUUUCUAACGGGUAUUAUGUUCCAGUAAAAACAUCGUAUAGUGCUGGAGAACAAGUGUUCUACGUCUGCUCACAGAACUAUGUUAUGUCAGGAAGCCCCACAGUCACAUGCACUUCCGGUGCCUGGGUUGGAGAAUAUCCGUCCUGCAGUCUAUCAUUCUUGUCAAAUGCGUACUUUUACAUCAUAGGAGCCGUUGUUUUGAUAUUGUUUAUAGUGGUAUUGGCAAUACUCUGUGUGUUUUGCUGCAGAUAUGCUUGUCGCAAAAACAGGGUACAAGACGAUGAUGAUGUUGAAUCACAGUCUGGGUGUUGUCGAUGUUGCAGGUCAAAUUCACGUGAUAAAUCAAGCGACACAAAAGAAAAUUCUACUAAACGUAAAACCGGAAAGGACAAAAAAGAUAAAAAUAAUAAAGGAAAGGAUAAACAAGUCAAAAAUAAUAAUGGAAAGGACAAACAAGUCAAAAAUAAUAAUGCAAAGGACAAACAAGUCAAAAAUAACAAAGGAAAUGACAAACAAGUCAAAAAUAACAAAGGAAAGGACAAACAAGUCAAAAAUAAUAAAAACGAUGAUUUAUCAACAAAGAAUAAAUCUAAGAAGGCAUUGACUAAAGCAAAAGGCUUGAACGUUAAAAAGAAAACAGUUAACAUUCGAAAGAAACAACCAAAGAAAAACAAAAACGACAAUUUUGUCAACAAGAAUAAAGAAAAAGAUAUGUCUAACAACAAACAAGAUUCUACGUUAAGUGUUGGAAAAGUUGCCAUUGACGUUAAUGCAUGGAAACCGUUUUCAAAGCCUGUGAGGCAAAUCAAUACAAGUACAAAAUAA
Mytilus trossulus (common blue mussel) is the source of this 982-nucleotide messenger RNA. Its product is annotated as hybrid signal transduction histidine kinase M-like. The transcript is spliced from 3 exons. The coding region runs from base 131 to 982 and encodes 283 amino acids. NCBI's taxonomy places the organism in Eukaryota, Metazoa, Mollusca, Bivalvia, Mytilida, Mytilidae. The record is from RefSeq and is a predicted model, not a curated record.